Messenger RNA from Trichoderma gamsii, 789 nucleotides. RefSeq names its product dyp-type peroxidase. The transcript has 5 exons. NCBI's taxonomy places the organism in Eukaryota, Fungi, Ascomycota, Sordariomycetes, Hypocreales, Hypocreaceae. The annotation marks the transcript as partial. Gene Ontology annotation, cellular component: cytosol. The record is from RefSeq and is a predicted model, not a curated record. Gene Ontology annotation, molecular function: peroxidase activity; heme binding.
UUUGGGUUCAAAGACGGUAUCUCUCAGCCUCUACUUAAGGGUCUCGACGAUGCACAAGCCAAGCUUCCCAAUAAACGACAUAUACUCACGGAUCCAGCAACUAUCAUCAUCACCGGAAAGGAUGAGCCCUCUUGGGCCACGGAUGGCAGUUACAUGGCUUUCAGAAUGUUGAAACAAUUUGUUCCGGAAUUCCGCAGCUUCGUGGAGACCAAAGCUCCCGGUUUGAAUUACACCCCAGCACAGCUACGUGCCCGCCUGGUCGGGCGCUGGGAGAGUGGUGUCCCGGUGCAGGUGUUUCCCAACGUCGACAAUCCUAAGGAGGCCGAGAAAAACGACUUUGAUUACACGGAGGACCUCCAAGACAAAAACUGCCCUUUUGCGGCCCAUAUCCGGAAGACGAAGCCUCGUGGGGACCUCGGCGACCGCACCGACCACGACAUCAUGCGUCGCGGCAUUCCGUAUGGGAAAGAAUUUUUCAGCGGCGAGGAGAAGAUGCCCGAAGACCGUGGCCUCCUGUUCGUCUGCUACCAGAGCAGCCUCGCGAAGGGGUUCCAGUUCAUAACUAAGAAUUGGAUCAAUAAUAACAGGUUCCCACCGAAAGCUACCAGUGUGAAAGUCACUCCCGGAAUCGACCCCAUCAUGGGUUCCAGUCGCAUGAAUAAAAUGAGCAUUGUCGACGGCAAAGGCGCGAGGAAGUCGAUCGACUUCGACUCUUUCGUGCAAUCCAAAGGAGGCGAAUACUUCUUCAUGCCGUCCUUAUCCCUUCUGCGGGAAAUGGCAACCAUGUAG